AUGGAGGAGAUAACGAUCAAGACAUCUCUCCUGACGCUGUACGUCGUCCUGGAGGACUUCAGGGAGGAAGACACCGACUUUAAGGCCCUUGCCUCUUAUUACGGAAGCAUCAUCGGAACACCGGAGAUGGGGGCAGCAUUUCGAGUAUCUGCGGCUGCAGAAUGUAAGUUCCCCCAUCACAUGGGAAUCCCACACCCUCACUGCCCUCAGCGUAUAAAGACUAUCCAAUGGCACCUUCACCAGCUUGCCAUGACGCUCUGGGAGAGGGAGCAGAAGCUGCAGGAGGCUGCU
Molecule: messenger RNA, 291 nt
Organism: Protopolystoma xenopodis
Lineage: Eukaryota; Metazoa; Platyhelminthes; Monogenea; Polystomatidea; Polystomatidae
Source: the annotation of a GenBank genome assembly